Molecule: messenger RNA, 4943 nt
Organism: Bufo bufo (common toad)
Lineage: Eukaryota; Metazoa; Chordata; Amphibia; Anura; Bufonidae
Gene: BMPR2
Product: bone morphogenetic protein receptor type 2
Exons: 13
Coding region: 1124-4219 (1031 amino acids)
Biological process (GO): cellular response to growth factor stimulus; protein phosphorylation; BMP signaling pathway
Cellular component (GO): plasma membrane; signaling receptor complex
Molecular function (GO): ATP binding; transforming growth factor beta receptor activity
Source: RefSeq, a predicted model, not a curated record
GGCCUCUUUGUGUCUGGCUGUGACACUGGAGCAGCAGCAGCAGGAGGAGGAGGUCUGUGUAUGCGAGAGAGAAAGAGAGGGGAGGUGAGUCGGUGCCUUCCUCAUCAACACUUCAGCCUCCAGCCCCCUCCUCCUUCUCCUCCUCAAGCCUCUCUCAUUAGCAGGACACCCCUUUAGGUGGCUUCCCCAAGGGAGGAGUAGGGGAGCUGCUGCUUCCUUGUCUAAGGGUCCUGAGAUGGCUUAUUCCUUGUAAGAUCCUGCACUGUGACACUCUCAUCCAGCUGGAAAAACUGCAAAACCCAUCCUACUGCAAGCCUGAGCAGGGCCUCAUCUUGGACGGAUAACUCCAAGCAAGCUGGGAAUAUCUUGGAUUUGAGACCGGCAGCUGCCUACUCUGAUGAGCUUGAUUUGUUAUAUUUUUUGCUGGAGAAUGAAAUUUGGCAUCUGACUUCUGCAACGACAUCACGGGAGAAGAUCUGCAGAUCACGCAAAAGGAAUUUAUGGGUCAUGAAGACAAUCUUUUUACAGGCAGGAAGGAAGAAAAUUGAGUAACGUGGAAAAGAGAAGGAAAUCUUACAUUACAGAGGCUGAAAUCUUAUAUAAGGAUAAUAUAAAGCACAAACCCAAAGGCAUGAACUGCUUGAGAAAUCAAAAUUAUUAAAAGAUUAGGGAUAUAUUUUCAGUUGGUCGUAGGUUGUCUAGAUUUUAUCUGAGAGGACAAAGUAUCACCAUAGAGGCAGAAUGGUAUUUAUUUUUACCCCUACGAGGGGGAAGACUUGGAUGUAGACUCACCAGUAGUGGUAUUUUUGCUCUAGGAUAUGUUAUUAAUAGGACCUUGUUGUAAGUUUGUUAGGAUGCUGUAGAAGAGUGGGAAUAUCAUUGGUUUUCUCAGGGAUUACAGCCUCCACCAAGCAGAACAUCUUCCAAGGAAUGAGCAUUCUCCAGUGGAAGAAGAGGAUCUAGUCCACUGAGGAUCCUGUGUUUCAAGGCCCUCAGCCCCCCAUGGAUUAGCAGUUACAAUCACGUUUAUAGUAAAAUCGGAUUACACCCAGAAGACUUGGAUACCCUCUAAUUUUUACUUAGUCUCCAUAAAAUCUCCCCUAGCUGUGGGAUUACCCAAAUUAUGGCUCCAAAUCAGAGUCUGGUCCUUCUCCUCCUUGGCUUACACUCGAGUCUGCUGCUGGUCACAGCUGCCGCUGCUCACAAUGAAGAGCGUUUGUGUGCCUACAAAGAUCCUAACCACUUGGAACAUGGGGUCAGUGAAAACCAGAUCUCCCCAGAGAAUGGCACAGUGGAAUGUUCUAAGGGCAAUACCUGCUUUGGAUUAUGGGAAAAAACAAGAGAUGGUGAAAUCAAUCUUGUCAAACAAGGUUGCUGGUCAUACACAGGUGACCCACAUGACUGUCACCAUGAAGAAUGCAUAGCCAAUAGCAACCCAUCACUCCAAAAUGGGACUUAUCGCUUCUGUUGCUGUAGUACAGAUAUGUGCAAUGUCAACUUCACAGAGAACUUCACAUCACCAGAUCCUCCAGAUACAACACCCAUCACUCACACAGGUUGGGAUCAUCGUGAGAUGACAGUAAUUAUUGCUCUUACUUCUGUGCUGUUCCUGGCUGUAGUGAUUGCCGUCUUCUUCUUUCUAUACAGAUUAUUUGGAGAAGACCGUAAACAAGGUCUUCACAGUAUGAAUAUGAUGGAAGCUGCAACCUCAGAGCCAUCCCUGGACCUAGACAAUCUGAAGCUAUUGGAGCUCAUUGGCCGAGGCCGAUAUGGCUCAGUGUACAAAGGAUCGUUAGACGAGCGGCCUGUGGCAGUGAAAGUCUUCUCUUUCAACAACCGUCAGAACUUCAUCAAUGAAAGGAGUAUUUACCGCACUCCUUUACUGGAACAUGAUAACAUAGCCCAUUUCAUUGUGGCUGACGAGAGAGUGACUUCAGAUGGGCGUCUGGAAUACCUUCUAGUAAUGGAGUAUUACGCAAAUGGAUCUCUGUGCAAGUAUUUAAGUGUACACACUAAUGACUGGCUCAGCUCCUGUCGCCUGGCACACUCGGUAACCAGGGGACUGGCAUAUCUGCAUACAGAGUUAUUACGAGGAGAUCACUACAAACCUGCAAUUUCUCACCGUGACCUCAACAGCCGUAAUGUUCUGGUGAAAAGUGAUGGGUCCUGUGUUAUCAGUGACUUUGGCUUGUCCAUGCGCCUGACAGGAAACAGGCUGGUGAGGCCAGGAGAUGAAGAUAACGCAGCCAUCAGUGAGGUUGGCACUAUCCGAUACAUGGCACCCGAGGUCUUAGAAGGGGCAGUGAACCUGAGAGACUGCGAGUCUGCAUUGAAGCAAGUGGACAUGUAUGCUCUGGGUUUGAUCUACUGGGAGAUCUUCAUGAGAUGCACUGACCUCUUCCCAGGAGAAUCUGUGCCCGAAUAUCAGAUGGCAUUUCAGGCAGAAGCGGGUAAUCACCCUACAUUUGAAGACAUGCAAGUAUUGGUAUCCAGAGAAAAGCAAAGGCCGAAGUUUCCAGAGGCAUGGAAGGAGAACAGCCUGGCUGUGAGGUCAUUAAAGGAAACCAUCGAUGAUUGCUGGGAUCAGGAUGCAGAGGCCCGUCUGACAGCACAAUGUGCAGAAGAGAGAAUGGCUGAGCUUAUGAUGAUCUGGGAGAGGAACAAGUCAGUGAGCCCAACCAUCAACCCAACAUCUACAGCAGUGCAGAACGAACGAAAUCUUUCACAAAGCCGACGAAUCCCAAAGAUUGGACCAUAUCCUGAUUAUUCAUCAUCUUCUUUUAUUGAAGACUCGGUGCACAAUUCAGACAGUAUACUGAAGAACAUCUCAUCUGAGACCUCAAUGUCCAGCACUCCUCUGACCUCUGGUGAGAAGAACCGGAACUCCAUUAACUAUGAGCGUCAGCAGGCUCAAGCUCGCCUUCCCAGCCCAGAGACUAGUGUUACCAGCUUGUCAACCAACACUAACACUACCAACACUACCGGACUCACACCAAGCACUGGUAUGACCACAAUUUCUGAGGUUCAACACUCAGAUGAAGCCAUGCAUGGCAUGCCGCCCACUGGGCCUACUCCUGUGUGUCUGCAGCUAACAGAGGAAGAUUUAGAAACCAACAAGCUGGAUCCAAAAGAGGUAGAUAAGAAUCUGAAGGAAAGUUCAGAUGAGAACCUUAUGGAACAUUCCCUCAAACAGUUCAGUGGGUCUGAUCCUUUGGGUAGCACAAGCUCCAACUUGUUUUACCCACUGAUAAAGCUAGCAGUGGAGUCUACAGGACAACAGGACUUUACACUAGCAGGGAACAGCCAAUCUUGCUUAGUUCAGGAUGUUCACCCUGCACAACUUUAUCCUCUUCCUAAGCAACAAAACCUUCCCAAGAGACCUACCACCCUGCCACUUAACACUAAAUCAUCUGGUAAAGAGUCCAGGCUCAAGUUUGGCAGCAAACACAAAUCUAACUUGAAGCAUGUGGAAACAGGAGUAGCCAAAAUGAACACAGUGAGUGCCGCAGAACCUCAUGUUGUGACAGUUACCACAACAACAAUCGGGGGCAGGACGGGCUAUGUGAACUGUCAAGGUACUUUAGCCCAAAAUUCCAACACAGCCUUAGGAACCAGUACAAACUCAAUGGCCCAAAGGGCCCAGGAGAUGCUACAGAGCCAAUUUAGAGGUGAGGACAGCCGAUUGAAUAUCAACUCCAGCCCUGAUGAGAACGAGCCUCUACUAAGACGAGAGCAGCAGGCUGGACAGGACGAAUCUGUGCUGGACCGACUAGUUGAAAGAAGGGAUCACCCUUCAGAGAGCAGGGUGAACUCAAAUAAUAAUAAUAACAGCAGCCAAUGUAUUCUACAAGACCCAGGGACGCAGGUUGCAGCUGUAGAAUCCAGGCAACGUCACACAAGAAGAGCACAGAGACCAAACUCUCUAGACUUGUCCACCUCCAGUAUUAUGGAUAACUGCAGCAUGCAUAGUGAGACAUUAUCUGAUAGUCGGGCUGGCUCAGGGGAGAAGAUUAAGAAGAGAGUGAAGACACCUUACUCCCUUAAAAGGUGGCGUCCUUCUACAUGGGUCAUCCCCACUGAACGCCAGGACUGUGAGGUCAACAACAAUGGCGGCAAUGAAUCUUUCAGCCACUCAAAAUCGAGCACAGCUGUUUACCUUAUGGAUGGUGGCACUGCCACCGCUGCCCUUUCUAAGGAUGCUAGAAUGAGCUGCUUGUAAAUAAUCCAGUCAUCUCUUUUUCCUUGUUCUUUUUUUAAGUUGAAUUCUGAAUGCCUCCAAAUCCAGUUCUUUUUGUAUCAUCCAAUGAGAAAGAAGACACAGAACCUAUUUCUACCAUCAAAUAUUUAAAGGACUUGAUAUAACUCUCAUGGAUUUGGAGGAUAUUGCAUGCAGUUGCAGGUGCAAGUCCCUCCAAAGCCACAAGGGUCAGCUAUGCAGAAAACACACAGAGAGACAUUUUAUGCUUCCACGAUUUUAUUUUGGCCAGUUUUGUUCUUUUAACUUUUGGAACACUUCUGCACGUAUUGUUUGCCCAGAACAUCAUGUUAUAUGUAUGAACAUAAAAUGAAAAAAAAAAAUGAAAAAAAAACACGAGAAGGAAGACAAGAAAAACAAAAGAGCACCUGAUAUCUCUCUUGUUGACAAAGAAGAGGAUACCUUUGACCCGUGUGGUCUCUAAAAUAUAAGCUGCAGGACAGGAUAAUCUGCAGCAGUCUUGUGCACGCAAUUUUAAUUUCUAUGCUCUGUCUAGUCUGUAUGUCGAUGUAUUGAGGGUCCGUUCGUUCAAAGAGAAAUAUACAAAGAAAUGCUUAUUUUCUGCCGUUUCUUUAAGUAGCAAGAACUUUGCACUUUUAGGUAAAAGCACUGCAAGUCAUAGAUAUAAUGGCUGCCUCCCCAGAAUUUUCCAGCUCCAAAUCCCCUUUGUUCCAGUUCUACUUCAUAC